This is a messenger RNA of Colletotrichum lupini, 276 nucleotides long. RefSeq lists its product as uncharacterized. The record is from RefSeq and is a predicted model, not a curated record. Bases 1 to 276 code for a protein of 91 amino acids. Lineage: Eukaryota; Fungi; Ascomycota; Sordariomycetes; Glomerellales; Glomerellaceae. The transcript has 2 exons.
AUGAAGCCCACCGGGUUUGCCAUCUUGAUGAAAAAUCCGAUAGAUAGCCCGCAGGCGGGAAUGGUUACUGGGCCUUCAGGGGUCAUGCUCGCCAAGAGUCUGUUGUCUCACGCGUGGGCUAUGCACAUCGUUGAGUUUAGCUGCCUCUCGUCUGAGACCAACUGGCAAGCAAGCUCACUGAGGGCACUGUCGGCAAAAUUGCCAGUUGAGGUGGGAACAUUCGGUCCAUCCCGCGCCAUCGGCAAUAAGCGUCUGACCCUUCUGGCCGGUGUCUGA